This is a messenger RNA of Zychaea mexicana, 5481 nucleotides long. Its product is annotated as CCR4-Not complex component, Not1-domain-containing protein. NCBI's taxonomy places the organism in Eukaryota, Fungi, Mucoromycota, Mucoromycetes, Mucorales, Lichtheimiaceae. Gene Ontology annotation, cellular component: P-body; CCR4-NOT core complex. The record is from RefSeq and is a predicted model, not a curated record. Gene Ontology annotation, molecular function: molecular adaptor activity. The transcript is spliced from 20 exons. Bases 1 to 5481 code for a protein of 1826 amino acids. Gene Ontology annotation, biological process: nuclear-transcribed mRNA catabolic process, deadenylation-dependent decay.
AUGUUGUGCGCGCCUAUCGAUCUCUUGGAUUUAGCCAACAAUCCGACCACGACCAACGUUAUCCGACCUGUGCACAUCAUGGGCUUACAUGUAUCGGUACGGCCAAUAGCAAUCCGGUUAGCAGCAUCCCAAUUGAAUUGCGUCGAGAUUAUCGGUGCAAUCUUGGAUCUUGCAGAGACUUCGACUAGUGAUGAUGUACGCGUGUUGUUGGAUCGAUUGACACUUCAAACUCCAGAAUUACUAUUACUCGGACUUGCUCAAUUACAGCCAAUUAGAAGUGGAUUACAUCGAGAUUUAUUGAUCAAGCUGCUCAGCAUUUUCUUGAUCGGCCACGCAAAUACUUCGUUGGUGAUAUCGAUUUUAUGGCGCGUUCAACCAACGUUACUGCUCGAAGGGCUUUUGGACAUGUACAAGAAGGAUCCGACUUCAGUGCCACGAAUUCUUGAUAUUGCACAGGAAGCAAAGAUCUUGGUUCAUAUAUUACAUGCCGACGUACCAUUUUUCACACUUGAUCUGGCGGCUCUUGCUGCUCGGAGACAAAAUCUGAACUUAGCGAAAUGGUUGACAGAACGACUUAGCGAAGAUGGUGCACCGUUUGCAGUUGCAUGUAUCGACUUCCUGGAGAAAAAGUGCACCGAUGAAAUGGUUCGCCAUUCUCAAGGAGGCAGCAAUGUGGCAUCAGUGCAUUUGUCUAAAGGCAUCGUUCGAAUCUUUUUCCGUGUCUUAUCAGAAAGUCCUCUUCCUCAACAAGAAGGCGAGAAACUCUGGAAAAUUAUGCAGUUUUAUUCUCAGAUGCUUUCCCAGCUGGACGAUGACAGUCCCUCUGAAGAGCGCUCGUUACCGCCUGGAUACGGUCCUGACAUGAAUAGCGAUCCAUCCGCAGAGAUCGAAGACAUGGUCCGAUCCUAUUUUGAGCGACUGUAUACUGCCGAACUGUCCGCCGAACAGUUCAUCACUGUGCUCCAUGCUUGUCAUGAUUCAAAGGAUCCUAAGCAAGUGGAUUUUUUCUCCUGCACUGUGCAUACCUUGCUUGACGAAGCACGGUUCUUUAACCAGUAUCCCGACCACGAGCUUGCUGUUACGGGCAAAUUAUUCGGUUUAUUGAUAGACAGACAUCUGAUCUCAUUCUCGUUACUACGUCUCGCGCUCAAACACGUACUCGACGCAUUGAAUCACCCACUUGGCACAAAAAUGUUCAAUUUUGGCGUGCUUGCUUUGGCACAGUUCCGAAACCGCUUGUCCGAAUGGCCGCAAUAUACCAUGCUGCUAUCCAAGAUUGCCGGCCUCAGAGAAUACCCACCUGUUAUGGACAGUAUCGCGACUACUCUACAGCACCUUGCAAGCACGGCUAACAUCGAUAGCGAAGGAAGGAUCUUGAACUCGCCAUCUGUGUCUGAAAGGACCAAUGCCUCUUCUUCGGCAACAACGAUAGCAGCAAGAGAACAGAAACAAGCAAGACAACAGCAAGUCGAUAACAAUGGCAUCAGCAGCCCCGGUAUGAAACAACAAGCUGGCAGCGUUUUGCUGGAAAAAGCAUCAUCGUCACCCAAUUCAAACACGUAUACUCCACCACCAUCUGACGUGCAAGAGAAAAUUGCGUUCGCUAUCAAUAACCUUUCCUUAAGUAAUCUGGAAGACAAGGUUGCGCAGGUGGAUCCGCUUCUGGAGGAACCUGCAUGGGGUUGGUUCAGUCACUAUCUUGUGGUGCGUCGAGUGACGCAGGAACGGAAUAACCACGAGCUUUAUGCUUCGCUGCUCAAGACGCUAGAGAAACCACCCCUCUGUGACAUGGUUGUGGAGGAAACAUACAAGAACAUACAGAUUCUACUCCACGCAGAAGGGACUCCCGCAUCCCAAACCGAUCGUAAUGCCCUCAAGGCCUUGGGCAGCUGGCUCGGACGGAUGACGCUUGCUAAGAAUAAACCUAUUCGUCACAAAGAUUUGUCCUUCAAGGAUUUGCUUUUGGAUGCAUAUGACCGUAACAAGCUCAUUCUUGCCAUUCCUUUAACGUGCAAAGUACUACAAGAAGCCCAAGAAAGCAAGAUAUUCAAACCACCAAAUCCAUGGCUGAUGAGGAUAUUGAAGCUGUUGGCAGAACUCUACUGGCAUGAAGAUUUACGUUUGAAUCUAAAGUUCGAGAUCGAACUUUUAUACAAGACACUAAACUUGGACUUAAAUGAAAUUGAGCCUACAGCAUUACUAGAAGAGAGGCAACAACAGCAGCAACAGCGACUGCAGAAGCAGCAGCAGCAGCAACAACAACAGCCUGGCCCUCCUGGUCUCAACGGCAUAGAAGCAGAGCAUGAGCAGCCUCAAAUAUUGUCGCAAAUGUCAACAAGCGUACCUGCUCCUUUUCAGGCCAAGCUUGAUGAUAUUCGUGACGAUGAUCAACGGAUUUGGCCCGGAGGUAUCAUCAAAAUCUCGCAAAAAGAUACGAUAUUUUCAUUAGUAUUUACCAAUGAUGAAGAGAAACCCUUCAAUAUCGACGUGUCAUCUUUAAUGACCAGACUGCAGUUCAGCCCUUCUGUGCUUCAUACCUUUGAACAGCAACCAAUCACCAAGAGAAUUGUGUUCAAUGCUAUUUCAGAAUCCUAUAAAAAGGUCGCAUCCCCGGCUAUUGCAACAGCUGCGAACAUCGCAUGCACUUCUGCAAGACACCUUGUAUUAAAGGACUUUGCCACAGAUUCCGAUGAGAUGAAGCUGAAACGGGCAGCACACAGAAUGGUGGGCACAUUGGCUGGCAGUCUGUCAGUGGCAACUUGUAAAGAGCCGUUGUGUAAUAGCAUCAUCAAUACAAUUCGGGCACAGUUUUCUCAAAUUCAGCUUCCAGAGGCUGCUGCAGAUGAAAUUGGCGGAUCCGUGAUUUUGGAUAAUAUGGAUUUAAUGGAAGCGUUUGUUGAUCAACUUGGCCAAAUGCGUGCUAUUAAUGAAGUUGAUAAGGUGAUUGCUGCUUCGUACAACAGCCGACGAGUGCACAGAGAGCAACAAAUCCGGGCCCCUUAUUUUGAUGUACUGAGCUUCCAAGGAUCGCCACACAAUAUCAGUCUACCAGAGGCAUUGCGACCGAACUCUAGCCUUGAUCCGGAACAGAUGCAUGUUUAUGAUGCAUUUGACCAGUUGCCGAUUCAUGCAACUGAAGCGAGAGCUGCAAAUUUUCCUGAUAAUGGCUUAGUGGGCAAUCAUCCGUCGAGAUCACCAGGAGAAUCAGUUACUUCUCCUCGUCAUGAUAAUGGUGCUGUUGCUGGCGGUGCUGGCAGUUCGGACGUAAAGUCGGAGGCAUUACUGGCAGAGAUGGACCGUUAUGUUCGACAAGCAUCCAGCGCCAACGUACAAAAAUUCAAAGAGCUUCCCCCAGACCAUGACCUUUAUCAGUUUUUGCGACAACUUUUCAUGUUCCUUCGCGACAACGGUAUACCGGCCCAACACAUGCAAACGUUUACUGAAAAGGUUGCUUUGGCUCUCUAUGAGAGUAACAACUUGGUUACACUCGAGGCAUACACCGUCUUACUGCAAAUCAUUCUCGAGCUAUAUCCCAUAAUUGCUAAAGAGGUGAUCGGCUGGCUCAUGUAUGCUGAUGACGAGCGCAAAUAUAAUGCCCAAGUAACUGCAAUGUGUAUGUCUUAUGACUUGAUACCGAUGGAAGAAUACGAUAUUCAGUUAUCUCGAUUGAUUCGUGCCAAGGCCGACGGUGUUAUGGAUUAUGCAGCAACACUGAUACGACUUUGUCUACUUGCAAACAAUCAAGACUCAGUUUUGGAAGAUCAUGUUCUGACGGUUGCAGCUUUGAAUCAACUGGUUCAUGACGGAGAAGCACCUCCUUCAGUUCUCACUGUUAUUUCAGAUCUACGAGCUCAAUAUGAGAAACCAUACAUGCGCGUUAAAAGCUCUGGACUGGAUUAUUUGGAAUUGAGGAUGAUGUUGGCCGAAUGGACACGAUUUUGCCUACAUCCGUUGUCAUCUGAAGCUAUGUUGGAUUCAUUCGCUUCUCAGAUUUUGAAGAAGAUCACGGCUAGUAAAGAAAAGCAAAGUGCAUUCUUGAGAUUAUGCAUCCAAACAUCAAUCCAGCAAUAUCUGACGUUCUGUACCUUACCGCUGCCACAGCAAGCGCGAAUGAAGGAAUCGACUGACUCUGUCGCAAAACUUGUUGCUUGUAUGGUUUCGGUUCAAGCAACCAAGAAGGGUCAUCCGGAAGCUGCAGCGAAACUUCUAACCGAUGCCUUGUCGGUUUGCGUUUUGCUGCUUGCUCAUUGUCAUGAAGUCCAAGGACGCGAAUUUGACCAACGACCUUUCCUUCGCUUGUUUAUUUCAUCCUAUAUCGAAGUGAGCAAGAAGGCACCUGCCCUUAAUCCGGUGGUGUCGUUCAGUGAAAUUCUCUACAGCAUCAGACCUACUGUAUUGCCUGGAUUUGCUUUCUCCUGGCUGCAAUUUAUUUCCCACCGUGUGUUGCUCUCUGACCUUCUGGCCGGUAGCGAUCCGGAACGCUGGAAACUUUGCCGUAAACUUAUCGUUGUCUUGCUCGACUUUUUGGGCAUGAUCGUCGAUGAAGGCGGUCUUGGUGCACAGUCCGCUCAGCUGUUUUAUCGCAGCACACUGCGUACAUUAGUCGUGCUGUUGCAUGAUUUUCCCGAGUUCCUCAGCCAUUAUUAUAUGGAAUUUGUUACGGUGAUUCCAUACAGCUGUGUGCAAAUUCGCAAUUUGAUUUUAAGUGCCUUCCCAAGAACCAUGCGCUUACCGGAUCCCUCAGCGCCGGAUAUGGAACUGGAUGGAUUACCCGAAUACAACGAGAACCCGGACAUUUCAACAGACUAUGUUAAAUUGCUUUCACGUACUACUACCGAUGUGGAUGGUGACGAUAGCGACGCUGACGGUGACAUCAAUAGCAGCGGCCAAACAGAACUAAUCAAAUCACAAGCAGUUCGGUAUCUUCAAGGCAAUGACGUGGCAAUCAGAACAGAAGACGACAACAUGUCCUUCGUUGACGAGGCACUACAAUUUUUGAAGAAGGACCUUAGCAAGUCUACUGAUCCUGAUGCAUCUGUGCCCUAUCAUGCUGACCGUAUGGAGGCUUUGGUCUUAUUCCUCGGCGUACAGACGAUCGAAGCCGACAGUAUUUCAUACGAAAAUAUCGGCUCGAACCCAGCUGUGCUGGUGUAUAUAUACCUGCUAGAGCAAAUGUCCCCGCAAGGGCGAUAUCUGCUUCUCAAUACAAUUGUUGAUCAAUUGAGAUAUCCAAAUACUCAUACUUACUUUUUCCGCACCGUGGUGCUCCAUCUCUUUGCUACUCAAGCCGAAGAUGUCAAGGAAAAUAUCACCAGAGUUCUAUUGGAACGAUUGAUUGUGAAUCGUCCCCAUCCUUGGGGUUUGCUUGCUACUUUUAUUGAACUGCUGAGUACUCCAAACUUUUGGCAGCAUAACUUCAUCCACGCAGCACCUGAUUUUGAACGGCUAUUCGAUAAUGUUUCGAGGUAUUUAUUUCUCUAA